AUGUCGUCUCACCUCCGCCUCUUGAGGACUCUCCGCACACUCAAGACACGAAAGAGUACCGCAACAAUGUCUUCCCAUUUCUUCUCUCCCUCCCACACAUCCCGACACAUCGCCCUACCACGACCGCGCUUCUACUCCUCGGGCGGCUACGGUGGCUACCAAUCUCAAGUAUCCAUGAACGAGGCUGUCCUAUAUGGACUCAUGGGGACCAACAUCGCCGUCUUCGGGUACGCAUAUUACCUCAAGGAGCAAGCCAGGCAGGGCUUCCCAGCGCCCUUUGUGAAUUUCAUGAACAGAAUGUCGUUGAACCUCACCACAUUUCAGCAGGGCAACUACUUCUCCAUGAUCACUGCGAUUUUUACGCAUGUGGACAUUGGGCAUAUAUUCUCGAAUAUGUUUACCGUUUACUUCCUGGGUUCAUUCUUGGCUUCGGCGCCUAUCAUAACGCCGCUCCGCUACCUGACUAUUGCUCUUGGCUCUGGGCUUGCGGGAUCCGUGGGCUACCUGUUCAACCGGUAUUAUCAAUUGCAGGCCCAAGGUCCUGGUGCCAGAGACUACACGCGUGGCAUUGGUUUCUCUGGAGCCGUCAUGGGCAUCAGCAGUGUGGCUGCGUGUCUAGCGCCGCAUUCUAAAGUGCUAAUCUAUGGUAUCGUGCCAAUGCCGCUUUGGGCUUUAGUUACGGGUUACGCGUUCUACGAUGGCUACUAUGUCAACAGCACGAAUUCCCGCGUCGGUCAUGCGGGGCAUCUGGGAGGAUUAGCGUUUGGACUUGUGUAUUACUUCGCUAGGCUCAGGGGUUUGAAGUUCUGA
Alternaria atra is the source of this 810-nucleotide messenger RNA. RefSeq lists its product as uncharacterized. The transcript has a single exon. Gene Ontology annotation, molecular function: serine-type endopeptidase activity. Lineage: Eukaryota; Fungi; Ascomycota; Dothideomycetes; Pleosporales; Pleosporaceae. Bases 1 to 810 code for a protein of 269 amino acids. Gene Ontology annotation, cellular component: membrane. The record is from RefSeq and is a predicted model, not a curated record.